Molecule: messenger RNA, 210 nt
Organism: Cetraspora pellucida
Lineage: Eukaryota; Fungi; Glomeromycota; Glomeromycetes; Diversisporales; Gigasporaceae
Source: the annotation of a GenBank genome assembly
AUGACAUUAUCAGAUGAUGUGGAUCUUGAGGAAUUUGUAAUGUCUAAAGAUGAUUUUAGUGGUGCUGACAUUAAGGCUAUUUGUACUGAGGCAGGUUUGCUUGCUCUACGGGAACGUCGCAUGAAAGUAAUCGCUGAAGAUUUUAGGAAAGUGCGUGAGAAAGUUCUUUAUCGCAAGUCUGAAGGUACACCCGAAGGAUUAUACCUUUAG